Messenger RNA from Ectocarpus siliculosus, 2103 nucleotides. Lineage: Eukaryota; Phaeophyceae; Ectocarpales; Ectocarpaceae. The record is from the annotation of a GenBank genome assembly.
AUGGGCGUCGUCACUUCCACCUACGACUACGGCACGCUGACGUUCUCACUCGUCGUGAUUCAAGUUACCCUCAAAAUGUUCUGGGUGCAAUACCGGUGGACCCGCAUCCACGUGCUGGUCAUGAUGGUCUCUAUCUACGCCUUCUUUUUGUCUUCCUUCUUGGUCAACGCUUGGGUGCCAAUAAACUGGGACUACCACGGGGUGUUCUAUGCCUUGCUCCAGAGCAAGCCGUAUUGGGCUGUCAUGAUCUGGUGCCUCGUGGUUGUUGUGGGAAGAGACUGGGCGAGCAAGUUCCAUCAUCGCUGGUGGCGUCCUCGUUUGCACCACCUCAUGCUCGAGUCGGACAAGCGUGCAAUGAACGAGCGCGAGAAGGCCGUGCCAGAGCAGGGCAGGAGCAAUAACUCCGAUGGACAGGGAACCUCGGCCGGCGGAGCCGGAAAAGGAGGGGCACACGGCGAUUCUGAGACACCGACAACCCCGUCCGAACACACACCGUCACCGGACGCUGUCUCUAGCGGAAACGCUGCCGCCGUCGGCGGUCACCAUAGUCCCGGUGAGACCGGGGAAAGGGAUCGUCGCAGGCAAUCCGCGAUCUACGCCAGCCUGUUCCACCGCCACAAGCACCGCCGCAGCAACACCACCGGACAACAGGAGCAGCCCGACCCACCAUCGGAUGAGCAAGGUCGUCGCCGCCACAGGCCAGGAAGAAGCGGCGUCAGAUCACUCCUUGACGACGACGUCAGCGUCCGAGCCCUUCUCGAGGAGACCUUCUCCCCAGCGGGGCAUGCCGGCAGCGGCUCCAUCGCCUUUGCUCCCGUCCCUAUCAACGCCCUCUCCGAAACGUUGCGAGAACGCCGGGACAUCCGAAACGCCAACGCCGGCGGUGGUAUUGCGAACCACAACUUCACCGCAAGAAAUCCUUUCAGCGUCACGAUGCCAUCCAUCGGCGGCCGGCACGCCCGCGGUGUCAGCUCCACCGCAGCCGACGCUUACCGCCGUGACGGUGGCGGCGGUGGUUUUUCCCGAACUAUAGGAUUCGGUGCCGCGGCUAGGGACAAGGGGGGCCAUGACAGAGGGGUCACGGCGGAUGGUGACGGUGACGAUGAGGAGUGGGACCCGUUUGCCGGAGGAAUUUCGGCAGCAGGAGCAGAGGGAGUAUCGAACGCACAGGAAGACAACGACGACUGCAGCCCAGCCCCUCGCCGCGAAGCGUUGGUCCGGACGAAGAGCAGGCAGCUGCUACACGCGGGAGGGCGGGCCGGGUGCGACCCACGCGAGGCCUCUAAGCUCAUGAGGAAGGCAUCCUACUUCGUCGACGUGGACGAGGGGGCGCCUCUCCCUCCCACGGCGGUCCCUGACAACCUACAGCGCCGGAGGAACAGUGAGCGCGGUGCGUCCGGAAAAUCCUCCGCUGUUCCUGUCUUCUCGCCGUCGGGCAUGUAUCGACGCCUGAGCCGCGUCGCCGGCGUUAGUGACGCACGGCGCAGCAGCGGGGGUGGUGAUCUGUGUGCUGCCGAAGGGCGCCGGCGAUCGAGCAUGUCCGCAGCAGUAACGACAACGACCAACGGGACGGGUCUCGCGUCGAACAAGACAGCCGCCACCACCACCAACGAAAGCAGACCACAGUUGUCCCCGUUGUGCUCUUCGGGCGGAUUCGCCUUCAGCUGCGACGCCAAGGCACAGCGCGCCGAAAUAGCCAUGAUUCUCGGCAAGCGCACCGGUCCCAUGCCUAGGACGGCAGCCUCCCUCGCGCCGCCAAACUCAUCGACCCUGCCGCGCUCUGUCCAAGAUGGUGGCGGCGGUGGUGAUGGUGGUGGUGGUGGUCUCGACGCAGACGACAACACCUCGGAGAAUCUGCCUCCGCUUCAUCGCCCUUCUUCUGCCGUCGGGGCCGGGCUCAACCUUGGCCCGGGGCCAGCUUCGACGAGGCGGUUCUCGCAACCGUCGCCUGACACGCCCGCCGACGUCGUUGAGGAGGAAGAUGGGGGGAACGACGGCGACGGGGACGGCGGCGAGGAGGUCGAGGAGGUCGAGGAGGUCGAGGAGAAGAAGGAGGAAGGACGGGCCGGGGUGAAUGAGAGACAGGAAACGGACCAGAGAUGA